Messenger RNA from Necator americanus (New World hookworm), 645 nucleotides. RefSeq lists its product as uncharacterized. Bases 1 to 645 code for a protein of 214 amino acids. NCBI's taxonomy places the organism in Eukaryota, Metazoa, Nematoda, Chromadorea, Rhabditida, Ancylostomatidae. The transcript has 6 exons. The record is from RefSeq and is a predicted model, not a curated record.
AUGCCUCAAUCUUCUCAAUCAACAAUGUCUGCAUAUUACGUUCACAAAGGAGAAUCUGACAGACAACUGGUAACAUGUAAAGGAUGGCGAGAAGGAUGGCAUCGACUUGCCAGAAAAAGUGGUUCGCAAAUUUACCACCAGCGAACCUCAAGGGUCAGCUGGGGAUACGAGACUCAUGCUAUGUGUUCGGGUAAAGGAGCAACUGCCCGAAUACAAUAUCUAAAUUCAGCGAACAUGAGGUCGCAAAAGCUGAGCUCUCCGACCCGCACGGAGCAACGAAUACGUCUUGAAAACUCCGAAGUAGAGAUUAUAUGCGGUAAACUUAACAAGAUGCCAGACAACGUACCUGCAGAUCUUGCUUCCUUCGUAAACGAGAAGAUGUGGUGUAGAGAUCCCGCUGCGAGAACUAAUUUUCAUGAGAUUGUCUCAUUUCUGGAAAAGAAAACAGGUUUAAAACUAUCGAGAACUGCAUUUGAGGACUUACCCACUCUCACAACGACGAUGGAAGGAAGCCGAGUAAUAGAAAACAUAGAUAGGAGAAGGAAGAAUGGUAGGAGUAGAGUGAGGAUUCGUGACUUUGACUGCGCUACGUUGAAUACUCCGAAACCCGUCUAUGGCCCAAUGGCAGAAAUAGGUAAUAUUUGA